Penicillium canariense is the source of this 1080-nucleotide messenger RNA. RefSeq lists its product as uncharacterized. The coding region runs from base 1 to 1080 and encodes 359 amino acids. The transcript is spliced from 3 exons. The record is from RefSeq and is a predicted model, not a curated record. Lineage: Eukaryota; Fungi; Ascomycota; Eurotiomycetes; Eurotiales; Aspergillaceae.
AUGGCUCCUAGUGCACGAGGUUGGGAGAUGAUCGAGAUCGUUUCGGUCUUGGUCGCGCUGUGUCUGAUCUCGGUAGUGCUUAGGUGGGUGGCCCGCCUGCAGAGGAGAGUUGGUUUUGGCGUGGAUGACCAUCUAAGCGCCCUGUCGAUGGUGCUGAUGAUUGCCAUGUUAAUUGAAUUGGUGUUAUGGUGCUCUAUUGGGGGCAACGGUGCUCACGUCCGCGAUCUUGACACCAAGACCCUCAUGAACUACUGGAAGAUCUUCCUCGCCAAUCAAUUUACCUAUUUCCUGCUCUGUCCCGCCAUCAAGAUCUCCAUCAUCUGCUUCUACCGCCGCGUAUUUACGAACCCCCGCUUCCAACACUUCACCUUCGGCCUGAACUGCCUCAUCGGCGCCUGGGGCACAGGCAUCUUCCUCGCCUGCGCAGGCCAAUGCCGCCCACUCCGCGCAUACUGGGACCACAGCAUCGAGGGCCACUGCUUCGACGCGAACCUCUUCAUCAUCGUCAACCAAGCCUUCAACGUGCUCAUGGACUUCGUUAUCCUCAUCCUGCCCGUUCCCAUGAUCUGGGGCCUACAUCGUGCCUGGCAGGAUAAGCUCGCACUGAACGCCGUCUUCGCCCUCGGCGCCUUCGUCUGCUUCGCCAGCAUCUACCGCAUCGUCGUGCUCUUCUGGAUCAGCCCCUCCGACCCUACAUACACCGUCUACCAAGCCACCCUGUGGACACACAUCGAGCCCUCCGUCGGCCUGAUUUGCUCCUGCCUUCCGAUCAUCCGCGGCCUGUUCCCGGCCCUCAAGCUGAGGAACCGCUCGAACCGCAGCGAUCGCCCCUACUACAUCAACACUGAUAUCAGCAAUUCCAACUUCCUGUCCAAGUCCAGCCCACGCUCACCGGAUCUGGAGUACAUGAAGAUGGAGGCGGGCAUGUACAGUACACAGAUUGAGCGUAAUGGCUUGAACACGGGUCGCUUCUUGGGCGAUGAUCUGCAUCCCCUCAAUAUCAAGGUGCAGACUGAUAUUGCGAUUACCCCGGAUAACGACUCCACUGCUCCUUCGACGCCGCAUAGCCAGCAUCACUGA